Molecule: messenger RNA, 555 nt
Organism: Carya illinoinensis
Lineage: Eukaryota; Viridiplantae; Streptophyta; Magnoliopsida; Fagales; Juglandaceae
Exons: 1
Coding region: 1-555 (184 amino acids)
Molecular function (GO): RNA-DNA hybrid ribonuclease activity; nucleic acid binding
Source: RefSeq, a predicted model, not a curated record
AUGAAUUCCUUCUUAGAUUUCAAAAAUGCACAACAAAAGCCACAGACUCCUAUUGGGGGAACAACAGAAGAUUUAGGCACUUGGAAACCUCCUCCACUAGGUGUGAUCAAGGUAAAUUGGAAUGCAAGCAUGAAUGCUAGUAAUGGAAAGCCAGGUUUUGGAAUUGUAGCUCGUGAGCAUCAAGGUAGAGUUUUAGCUUACAAAAAACUCUCAAAAUCGAGUUUCCUUGAUCCCUUACUUGCAGAAGCUCAAGGAGUCCUAUAUGUUGUAGAUUUGAUUAUUGAACUAGGCUACAGUUUAACGAUUUUAAAAGGGGAUUCUCACUUAAUAAUCAAGGGACUUAUGCAAGAUCAACCUAGAUGGGAUGAAGUGGGAAUGAUCCUUAGUAACACUAUGAAGAUUCUUUUCUAUUUAGAUAGCUGGAAUGCUACUUUUGUAAAAAGAAAUGGUAAUGUUUAUGCGCACUUGCUUGCAAAAGCAAUACUAUCUCUUCAUAAGGGUUUAGUUGAUCUAGUUGUUAAUCCAGAUACCCUACAACCUGUAACUCCUAUUUAA